CAAGCGCGUCCGCUGUAGCGACGCGUUCGCUCAAGUGUGCGCGAAUGUGUGUGCGUCUGGUGUGUUUAUCGGGAACAGUGGGAUCACCGCGUACGGUACGCUGGCCAUAGGGCAAUACCAACACUCGAGCAAAAUUCGAGCACGGUUCGAGUAGUUUGAUUUGUACAGUUGAGGCGUGCGGACGUGCGUGUGCGUCGUCCGUGUCGAGUGAGCGAGCAUACCUAGCAGCAGUAGCAGAAUUAGCACCAGCACCAAGGACUGAAAGCGAAGCGGUGCUGCCCGGGAGCGGUGGAACGUUGUACAUCAAUUGCGUGAAAUAAAGCAAAUCAAUUGAGAUACAAAACAAACAUACACAAUAUUGUAAAAGCAAAUUAGUUUUUUAGAAAAAAAGUGAUUGAUUUCCAUACUUCUCGUGUGUCUCCUGUGAGCGUAUGGGCACGUGCGCAUGUGUGCACGUUAGCCUGCUAGUGUGUGUGUGUGUUGUGGCGAGGGAGGGUUUAAUCUGGCCCAGCGCAGUGCGCGUGUGUUUGGGCGAGCGCGGCGCAAUGUUUAACCGACGCAGAAACGAUCGCAGGAUUAAACCGCUCGGUGGGCGUCGUUGCUGAAACGACGGGGUUUUCAUUUUCGUGUGUGUGUGUGUGAGAGAGAGAGAGAGCGAUAGAGAAAAAGUGUGCGCCAGCCCGACCAGCAGCAUUCGAGGGAGUGCGAGGGAGCCCACCCCAUCCCCCGCUUUUGGUGGAAAAAGGACUCUCCGUGGGGGUGUGCGCGCGUCCGUGUUUGUGACUUGCGCAAAGGGCGGCCACAAUUAGAGCAGGCCGUUCCCAUUCCCAAUCCCAGCGGUCAACUCCUCUCUCUCUGUGUCGCGAGUGUGCCGAGGGAGAGAGGGAAAAGCGCCCUAAUCUAGAUCCCAUACCCUCCCUCCUGUGCCCGUUGCGACCCCGUGGAAAGCACAGUGUUGGACAGUGUCGCUUUGCUGCGGCGACGAACCCUGCGACCGAGCUCCACGUGUCAACCGUUCGGGCUUUCGCGUUUCGGCGGUAGGCGAGAAAAGAAAAGCGGCACAAACUACGGGACGGGCAACAAGAAACAGGAAGGCAGUGGUACUCACAGAACCCCCGUCCGCGAUGGGGAGCUCUUCGCGAAGGAUAAUGGGCACCACGAGCGGCACUGUCCUGUUCGCCGUCAUCGUGCUGUGCGGUUCCAUCGGUAGCGCCUCCGGUUUCCUAUCGUGCUCACCGUCUCCGUGCAAGCAUGGCGGCACGUGCGUCAGCCGCCCGAACGGUGCAUCCUACUGCAACUGUACGUCACGCUAUACUGGAGAUUUUUGCGACUUCCCGAACCCGUGUCACACGGCUGCCGGUCCCCGGUGCCAGAACGGUGGCAUCUGCGAGACGACCUUCCGGGACGGAGUGCCGUCGUUCUCGUGCCGGUGCCCGAUCGGGUACACCGCGAGCCUGUGCGAGAUACCGGUGAAGAAUGCGUGCGACUCCUCGCCGUGCAACAACGGUGGCAACUGCAAGCUGAAAACGCUCGACGACUACACCUGCAUCUGCGCGACCGGCUAUUCGGGCAAACACUGUGACAAGCAGAAUCUGUGCGCUUCGUCCCCGUGCCGGAACGGUGGUACCUGCACGCUGUCACCGAAUGGGCACGUCAAGUGCAUCUGCCCGAAAGGCUUCCGCGGCAUGUACUGUGCAGACGACAUCGACGAGUGUCUGAAGAAUCCGUGCGAGAACAACGGCAAGUGCGUCAACACGCACGGAUCGUACCAGUGCAUGUGUGAACCGGGCUACACGGGCAAGAAUUGUGAGUCGGGUUACAUUCCCUGCUCACCUUCGCCCUGCCAGAACGGCGGCACCUGCAAGCAAUCGACAAAGUACUCCUACGAAUGCAAAUGUCCACCCGGUUUUCAAGGCAAGAACUGCGAGGAAAACACGGACGACUGCCCGGGCAACCUGUGCCAGAACGGUGGGACAUGCGUGGACGGCAUCAACGCCUACCACUGCAGUUGCCCGUCCAGCUUUACCGGCGAGUUCUGCGAGAACGACGUGGACGAGUGUGCGCUGCGGCCAUCGAUCUGCCAGAACGGGGCGACCUGCACCAACACGCACGGCAGCUACAACUGCAUCUGCGUGAACGGCUGGAACGGGCCCGACUGCAGCAACAACAUUGACGAUUGUGUGGACGCGGCCUGCUUCAAUGGGGCGACCUGUAUCGACGGUGUCGGCAGCUUCUACUGCCGCUGCACGCCCGGCAAGACGGGGCUGCUGUGCCAUCUGGACGAUGCGUGCACGUCGAACCCGUGCCACGCGGACGCGAUCUGCGACACCAGCCCGAUCAACGGCUCGUUCACGUGCUCUUGCGCCGUCGGGUACAAGGGCAUCGACUGCUCGGAAGACAUUGACGAGUGCGAUCAAGGUUCGCCGUGUGAGCACAACGGUAUCUGCGUGAACACGCCCGGUUCGUUCGCGUGCAACUGCUCGCAAGGAUUCACCGGACCGCGGUGCGAAACGAACGUGAACGAGUGCGAGUCACAUCCGUGUCAGAACCAGGGCAGCUGUCUGGACGAUCCCGGUACCUUCCGUUGUGUCUGCAUGCCAGGCUACACCGGCACGCAGUGCGAGAUCGACAUAGACGAGUGUGCGACGAACCCAUGCCUGAACGGUGGCAUCUGCCGCGACAUGGUCAACUCGUUCAAGUGUACGUGCGCGAUUGGCUUCUCGGGGCUGCGGUGCCAGAUCAACAUCGACGACUGCAUGUCACAGCCGUGCCGUAACGGCGGCAUCUGUCACGACUCGAUCGCCGGCUACUCGUGCGAAUGUCAGCCCGGCUACACGGGCCUGUCCUGCGAGACGAACAUCAACGACUGUCAGUCGAACCCGUGCCAUCGGGGCGCUUGCAUCGACGGCGACAACUCGUUCACCUGCCUGUGCAAUCCGGGCUACACCGGCUACCUGUGCCAGAUACAGAUCAAUGAGUGUGAAUCGAAUCCCUGCCUGUUCGGCGGUCACUGCGAGGAUCUGGUCGGCGGGUACAUGUGCCGCUGCCAGCCGGGCACGUCCGGUCCUAACUGUGAAGUGAACGUGAACGAGUGCCACAGCAACCCGUGCCGGAACGGGGCCAAGUGCAUCGACGGCAUCAACCGGUACACCUGCCAGUGCGUGCCGGGCUACACCGGCUUCCACUGCGAAACGAACAUCAACGAGUGUGCGUCGGACCCGUGCGCGAACGGAGGCGUCUGUAUGGACCUGGUCAACGGGUUCCGGUGCGAGUGUCCGCGCGGCUACUUCGACGCCCGCUGCUUGAGCGACGUGGACGAGUGCGCCUCGAACCCGUGCAUCAACGGCGGCCGCUGCGAGGAUGGCGUGAACCAGUUCAUCUGCCACUGUCCGCCCGGGUACGGUGGACGGCGGUGUGAGAUCGACAUCGACGAGUGUGGCUCGAACCCGUGCCAGCACGGCGGCAUCUGCCGCGACGGCCUCAACGCGUACACCUGCCAGUGCAUGCCGGGGUACACCGGGCGCAACUGCGAGAUCAACAUCGACGACUGCGUGAACAAUCCGUGCCGCAACGGGGGCUCCUGCAUCGAUCUGGUUAACGGGUACAAGUGCGUCUGCCGCGGACCGUUCACCGGGCGCGACUGCGAGUCCAAGAUGGACCCGUGCCAGCCGAACCGCUGCCGGAACGGGGCCAAAUGCUCACCGAGCCCGAACUAUCUCGACUUCGCCUGCUCCUGCACGCUAGGCUACACCGGCCGGCUGUGCGACGAGGACAUCAACGAGUGUGCGCUGUCGUCGCCUUGCCGGCACGGUGCGACCUGCCGGAACACAAACGGCUCCUACCACUGCAUCUGUGCGAAGGGGUACGAGGGGCGGGACUGCACGAUCAACACCGACGACUGUGCGUCGUUCCCGUGCCAGAACGGGGGCACCUGCCUCGACGGGAUCGGCGACUACACCUGCCUGUGCGUGGACGGGUUCGAGGGCAAGCACUGCGAGGUCGACAUCAACGAGUGUCUGUCGAUGCCGUGCCAGAACGGCGCGACCUGCAACCAGUACGUCAACUCGUACACCUGCACCUGCCCGCUCGGGUUCAGCGGGAUGAACUGCCAAACGAACGACGAGGACUGUACGGAAAGCUCGUGCAUGAACGGGGGCACCUGCAUCGACGGCAUCAACAGCUACAACUGCUCCUGCGAGACGGGUUACACCGGCUCGAACUGCCAGUAUCGCAUCAACAAGUGCGACUCGCAGCCGUGCCGGAACGGGGCCACGUGCCACGACUACGAGAACGACUACACGUGCCACUGCUCGUACGGGUACACCGGCAAGCAGUGCCUGGAGUACGUCGACUGGUGCUCGCAAAAUCCGUGCGAAAACGGUGCCACCUGCACGCAGCAGGAAAACACGUACCAUUGCGCGUGCGCCGCCGGCUGGACGGGCAAGCUGUGCGACGUGGAGAUGGUAUCGUGCAAGGAUGCGGCCGCACGGAAGGGCGUGGACGCGAAGCACCUCUGCCAUAACGGGACGUGCGAGGACUUUGGCAACUCGCAUCGGUGUCGGUGCGCGCGCGGCUACACCGGAUCGUACUGCCAUCACGAGAUCAACGAGUGCGAGUCGCAACCGUGCCGGAACGGGGGCACGUGCAAGAACCUGAUCGGCUCGUACCGGUGCCAGUGCCGGGCCGGGUUCCAGGGCCAGAACUGCGAGCUGAACAUCGACGAGUGCAAGCCGAACCCGUGCCGAAAUGGUGGCAUCUGUCACGAUCUCGUCAACGGGUACAAGUGCUCCUGCCCGCCCGGCACGAUCGGCGUGCUGUGCGAGAUCAACACGGACGACUGUACGCCGGGCGCCUGCCACAACAAUGGCAGCUGCGUGGACAAGGUCGGCGGGUUCGAGUGCCGCUGCCCGCCCGGCUUUGUGGGGGCCCGGUGCGAGGGCGACAUCAACGAAUGUCUGUCGAAUCCGUGCUCGAAUCCGGGCACGCUCGACUGCGUGCAGCUGGUGAACGACUAUCACUGCAACUGCAAGCCGGGCCACAUGGGCCGACACUGCGAGGUGAAGGUGGACUUUUGCGCCAACAGCCCCUGCCUGAACGGCGGACAGUGCUCGACGCGCCAGUCCGGCCAUCACUGCGUGUGCGCCGACGGGUACUACGGGAAGAACUGCGAGUUCAGCGGCCACGACUGCGACUCCAAUCCCUGCAUUAACGGGCUGUGCCAGAUCGCGGACGAUGGUGGCUAUCGGUGCGACUGUCCGCUCGGCACGAGCGGCGUGAACUGCGAGCUGGACAUACUGGACGAGUGCACAUCGGCGCCGUGUGAGAAGGGCGCCCCGUGCCAGAACAAGCUGGGCGACUUCGAGUGUCUCUGCCCGCCGAAGUGGAGCGGCAAAACGUGCGGCACGUACGAUCCGCACUACCACGGCUGGUACGAUACGACGCAGCAGCAGGGCGGCCGUGGGCACAAGCAUGGCGGCGCGGCUCUGCCAAACAUCUACGCGAUCGACCUGGAGUACCAGCGGUCGCAGUGCGUGAAGAAGGGCUGCCGGGAGAAGCAGGGCAACCACCGGUGCGACGAGGAGUGCAACACGUACGCGUGCGACUUCGACGGGAACGACUGUUCGCUCGGCAUCAAUCCGUGGCUGAACUGCACCGCCAGCAUCAACUGCUGGGAGGUGUUCAUGGACGGGUUCUGCAACGAGGAGUGCAACAAUGCGGCCUGCCUGUUCGAUGGGCGCGACUGCGAGAAGAAGCUGCAGCCGUGCAAUCCGAUCUACGACGCGUACUGCCAGAAGCACUACGCGAACGGGUUCUGCGACUACGGCUGCAACAAUGCGGAGUGCAACUGGGACGGGCUGGACUGCGAGAACGAGAAGGAGCCGGCCCAGCUGGCGGAGGGUGCGAUCUCGAUCAUACUGCUGAUGGAUGCGGCCACGUUCCGGCUGAACGCGAUCCAGUUCCUGCGCGAUCUGGGGCACCAGCUGCGGACGACGGUUCGCAUCAAGAAGAACGCGGCCGGCAUGGAGAUGAUCUACCCGUGGAAGGGUGGCACCGCACUGCAGGGCCUGACCGACAGCGAGUUCGGGCGGAAGCACCACGUGGUGUACACGGAAACGCGCCAGAUCGGGAUUCAGGUGUACCUGGAGCUGGACAACCGGAAGUGCAUCGGGAUGAGCGGCGCGGAAUGCUUCGGGACGGCGAACGAGGCGGCCGAGUUUCUGGCGGCCACGGCCUCGAAGCACUCGCUGUCGAAGCAGUUCCCGAUCUACCAGGUGAAGGGCGUCAAUCCGGACGACGAUGGGCUGCCGGGUGCGACGAACGUGAACUACGUGCUGGUGGGCUUCUUCGGCCUGCUGCUGAUGGUGUUGGUGACCGUGCUGGUGGUGAAUCGGAAGCGCGCCCACGGCAUCACCUGGUUCCCGGAGGGUUUCUUCACCGCAAACACGAACGUGCGGCGGCCGUCGCGCCGCCGCCCGGACGGGCAGGAGAUGCGCAACCUCAACAAGAACCCGUCGAUGGUGGACAUGGUGGUGGCGAACGGAGGCGGCCAUGGCAGUGCUGGCGGGGCCGGUGGCCACGGUAUGAUGGGGCAUGGGCAGCCGUGGUGCAACAGCGACGACGAAUCGGAGAUGCCGACGGCCCGGAAGCGCAUGCGGGCGAUCGACCAGGGCUACUCGAGCGACCACACGGCGAUCACGGACUACGAGGAGACGGAACCGCGCGUCUGGGCGCAGCAGCACUUCGAGGCGGCCGACAUACGGGACCAUCCGGCGAUGAUGACGCCGCCGACGCACCACGACGGCGAUGUGCGGGAUGUGGAUGUGCGCGGCCCAUGCGGCAUGACGCCGCUGAUGGUGGCGGCGGUCCGGGGCGGCGGCCUCGACUCGGGCGAGGACAUUGACUCGACGGACGAUUCGGCGGCGCAGAUCAUCUCGGAGCUGGUGGCACAGGGCGCCGAGCUGAACGCAACCAUGGACAAGACGGGCGAAACGUCGCUCCAUCUAGCGGCACGGUACGCGCGGGCGGACGCUGCGAAACGGUUGCUGGACGCGGGCGCAGAAGCGAACAGCCAGGACAACACGGGCCGGACGCCGUUGCACGCGGCGGUGGCAGCGGACGCGAUGGGCGUGUUCCAGAUACUGCUGCGCAACCGGGCGACGAACCUGAACGCGCGCAUGCACGAUGGCACGACGCCGCUGAUACUGGCGGCGCGGCUCGCGAUCGAGGGCAUGGUGGAGGAUCUGAUCCAGGCCGAUGCGGACAUCAACGCGGCGGACAACAGUGGCAAGACGGCGCUGCACUGGGCGUCGGCGGUGAACAACGUGGACGCGGUCAACAUACUGCUGACGCACGGUGCGAACCGGGACGCGCAGGACGACAAGGACGAGACGCCCCUGUUUCUGGCGGCGCGCGAAGGCUCGUUCGAGGCGUGCCGGGCCCUGCUGGACAACUUCGCCAACCGGGACAUUACCGACCAUAUGGACCGGUUGCCGCGGGACGUGGCGAGCGAGCGGCUCCAUCACGACAUAGUGCGCCUGCUGGACGAGCACGUGCCCCGGUCGCCCCAGAUGGUGACGACGAUACCGGCGGGCAGCGGGGCGGGCACGGCCGGCGGCGGCGGCGGUGGCAACACGAUCAUGUCGCCGACGCACGCCCACAUGAUCACGCACCCGACCAUCAUCGCUUCGGCGAAGCAGAGCAAGCAGAAGAAGCAGCGCCAGCAAAAGAUGAACGGCGGUGGCGUUGGCGGUGGGGGCGGUGUAGUGGCAGGAUCUUCGGCACAGGCAGCCGCGGCAGCACAGGCGGCGGCGGCGGCGGCAGCGGCAGCAGUGGCCAACAUGGGCGGCGGGCUGUCGCUCGGCCAAAACCCGACCAGCCCGCAGGACGGCAGUUGCGGGGCGGCCGAACUAGUCGCGGGCAGCAUGCGGCGAAAAGCGGUAGCAAAGAAGCCGACCGGUGCGGCAAAGAAGGCGUCCGGCGGCGGUGGCUCCGGCGGUGCAACUCCCGGGCACGGUGGGCUGACCGAGCUGGGGCUGGCGGACGAUCAGCUCAGCUCGGUCGAGUCGCCGAUCGCGAACCUCAACAGCCCGUACGACUCGGUCAGCCUCUACUCGAACGCGAUGACCGUCCACCAGCUGGACGCGAUCAGCCCGAACGGGAGUGGAGCGGUUGCCGGCAACGGCAUGAUGCCGAAGAAACCUCCCAGCUACGAAGACUGCAUAAAGAGCGCACAGUCGAUGCAAUCGCUGCACAAUAUUCAGCUCGACAACUACGGCUACUCGCUCGGGAGCAACGUCACCGGUGGCGGCGGCAAUCAAUUCUCCGACCUGCUCAUGAGCCAACAGCGAUCACUGAACAAUGGCGGAGGGGGAAGCGGCGGUGGCGUCGGGUCGCUCGCGUCCAACGGUAUGGGCCCGGGCGGGAACAACCUGAUGCACACGGCCAUGCACACGAUGGGCGAGAGUGGUCUCAGCCCGCCGUACUCCAACCAGUCGCCACCACACUCGGUGCAGAGCAACAUGGCGCUCUCGCCUCAAGGUUAUAUAGGUUCUCCCUCACCCGCCAAAACGCGACCCAGCCUGCCGACCUCACCGACCCACAUCCAGGCGAUGAGGCACGCGCAGCAGCAAAAGCACAACAUACAGAUGAUCUCCAGCAGCAACCUACAGCAGCAGCAGCAGCAGCAGCAGCAGCAGCAACAGCAGCAGCAGCAGGGUGGCACCAGCUUAGGCUGCAAUGGUGGAGGCGGCCCGCAGCAACAGCAGAUGGGCGGUGGGUUGAGCAGUAGCAACGGGGGCAAUACCGGCAACGCCACCUCGAACAGUGCAAUGCUGGCCGGGCUGCAGAUGAACUUCGUGAACGGUUCCAGCGGGCUCGAGCUGGCCGGAUUCUGCAGUCCUACUGGUCAAGGAUCUCAAGCAUCGACCUCACAGAACACCACCGGCACGACCAACUCCGCGAUGACGGUUGCGUCCGCGCACCUGUCGCCGCUGAGUCAGCAGCAACAGCAGCAGGUGUUGGCAAUGGUUGCACAGCAGCAGGCACAGCUGAACAGCCAGCAGCAGCAGCAGCAGCAGCAGGCUCAUCAUCAGAUGCAGCAGCAACAGCUACAGCAGCAGCAGCAACAGCAGCAGCAACAGCAGCAGCAACAGCAGCAGCAACAGCAGCAGCAACCGCAGCAGCAGCAGCAACAACAACAAUCAUCCUUCUACCAAUAUCUCACCCCGCCGAGCCAGCACAGCGGCGGUGUGACGCCCCAGCAUCUGGUGCAGACGCUCGACAGCUACCCAACGCCAUCGCCGGAAUCGCCCGGCCACUGGUCAAGUUCCUCGCCGCACUCGACGUCCGACUGGUCCGAGGGCGUGCAGUCGCCGGCCAACAACGUGUACGUAACGAGUGCGGCCGGCCACCAGGCGAACAAGGGCUCCGAGGCGAUCUACAUCUAGCGCGGCUGGUGCGGCCGGAUGGACAAACGAAACUUUGGGUUACGAGGGGCCGCGGAGCCGGGUGGGUUUGAGGCUUUCCCUUCCCUGUCCCUGGCACAAUACCCGAAUAGAAUCUUGUUGUUGACGUACUGCGCGUUUUGUGUGCGCUUUUGUUUAGGUUACGCUAGGGCUGUUAGGUGUUAGGGCAAAAUCCUCCCUUUCCUUUAUUUGCAGACAAAACAUGCGCAAAACCGUAGGCGAACGGGGAGGAGGGCAAAGAGAAAGAUACAUUUUAUUUUAUUUUUUUUUUAAAGUACACUCGACAGAAGCAAACGUAUUAUAUAAGUUUUAAUGAGAGAUAUGCGCGAAUGUGUAUAGCAAAAUCUAAGAGGGAAGAAAAGGACUAAACAAUGGCGCUGUAAUUGCACAUAUCUGUUUUUAGUGCGUAGUGUAGCAAACGUGCUAGCUUGUAAGUUAAAACGCAGAGUAGCUGGUAUAGAAAAGAUGCUUCGCAGGAGGAUGCCCGACAGCAGGAGCAAGAUGGGAGAAAAAAGGAGCAGACAGAGGAAUAGAGAAAAGUGAGGAAGCCUUAUUUAGACUUUUUUUACAAACAUAAUUUAGGGUUAUCCUUUUUUAUAGUACGUAGCUGUAUAACUUAGCGAUCCUUUGGUGCCGUAUAUGUUCCGAGUGGUGCACGCGCAUUUUUUUAAACUAAAAACAAAACUUCGCACCGACUGCUAUAACGAAAACAGAUGCCUUCCGCCCCGGACUAGAAAUGGUUUGGCUGGUGUUUGCUACUGCAUUUGCCGCGCCACCAUUACCACUCCGCAGCUGGGGCCAGACGAUGGCGGGGUUCGAUUUUGUACAUAGAAACUGUUUGUUAAUUGUUUGUAUAAGCUCUGUGUGUGUGUGUUUUUUACGCUCUCUUCGACAACACACGCAUCCAUACACAAUCUCACUGUCCCCUUCCGGGACGCGCAGCAUAAAAGACUAUCCCGGAAGAGUAAUAUAUUUUAUGUUAUUACAUAGUGCGCUUUUACAAAGGUUAUAAGAGUGUAUGUGUGUGUGAGGGAAAGAGGGAGAGAGAGAAAAAAGAGAUGGAGAGAGAAGAGAGAGAAAAGAGAAAAGAGAGAGUGAGCGAGAGGAGAAAAAUAGAAACAAUGCGACUGGCGAUCAGUCCUAAACCUUCUUCCCUUAAAUUCAUUCACAACGGGGUUGACGAUCGACGUGUGUACUUUAUGUUUUAUAUAUAUUUUUAUAACCGUGCAUUAUUCACGUCUGCGAUGCAGCGGUAGCGCUGCAGCUUACUAAACAAUUAGAAAUCCUGCAGAUGCCGUAGCCAACGUUGUCUCGCAUGAGCAAAAGCAUGACAGUUGCUACUAAUCAGUUGAUUUUUUUUAAAUGUUCGCACCAUUUCCGAGAUACUUUUGUCUAAUCGUGUGAAGGGGAAUUCGUUCCAGAGGAAACGCUAAGCCGCUUCCUUCGUACAAAGCGCCCCUAUACGUUGGCAACGAAAGAUAUUUUCGAUUUAAAUUUGAACUCUUUAGAUUUUUCUCUUCAAAAAACACCCUCCACACAACCCGUCCCGCUAUUGUUCCAUUUUAUUAGCUUAAUAAUUAUUACACGAGCAACAACAAAAACAUUUUAUCAUUAAACUAGCCGCUAUAUUAAAAAAAAAUCUAGCCGCUAAGUGUGUAGAAUAUUCAAAUAAUCGUCGUAAUCUCUUAACGCAAACAAACAACUCACUUGUUAGUAGUUUCUCUUUGUUUCGUUUAGUUGUGAAUUUUAAGCAAGUUCUCUUGUUUUACUUUUCGAGUGUGUCUAAUGCAGCACACACAGACACAUACGUACGAGGGCUGCUGCUGCGUGUGGUCCGUCGCACUGUGCCGCAAUUCAGCAGCACAUAACAACAACUCUUUCUAUUGCCCAAUCAAAAAACUCACUCCACUUAAAGAGACGAAGUAGAAAAAAAUGGAACCCCUUGAUCAAGCAAAACAAUAUACGCCGGUGUGUGUUUGCAGUUUUACUCAUAUUUUAUUUCGUUUAUUAUUUAGCAGACUAGUGAGGAAGGAGAGCGCUUCUCGCCUUGAGCCCUUGUGCGAGUUGUUGUUGUGCAGUGUGUUUGCGAAAGCGUUGAAUGCAGUCAGAGAGUAUGUGGAAGUAUUUUAGCCAAUGAUGAGCUGCAAGGGCGUGUUAAAGAAUGCAAACACAAAACAUGGAAACAAAGAGCUUAAUCCUCACUGCAGCAGCAGCAGCAGCAGCAGCAGCAAAUCGAACUUUUACUUAUGAUUAAUGUACGAACAAACAUGAUUGAAUCGUGAUUAUCGGCCCAACUUAGAGCCCUGAUAGAGGAGAACAGGUAAAGGGUAUGCAAAGUUAAGUCGAAUGGAACAUAAAAAAUACAAACAAGGCAAAUUAUGACAACCACGUACAUGAAUCGCUGUCGCAUCUUUGGUAAAGUAAACGGCCGAAGACGAUGCGGUUAGAAAGCGCAACAAGUAGAUGCAGGAAUUUUAAAUAAAAUAUCUUUUAAAAAUAAUAGUGAA
Anopheles gambiae (African malaria mosquito) is the source of this 11971-nucleotide messenger RNA. It is a transcript of the gene N, whose product is annotated as neurogenic locus Notch protein. NCBI's taxonomy places the organism in Eukaryota, Metazoa, Arthropoda, Insecta, Diptera, Culicidae. The transcript has 12 exons. Gene Ontology annotation, cellular component: protein-containing complex; plasma membrane. Gene Ontology annotation, molecular function: calcium ion binding; protein binding. The record is from RefSeq and is a predicted model, not a curated record. Gene Ontology annotation, biological process: multicellular organism development; establishment or maintenance of epithelial cell apical/basal polarity; regulation of developmental process. Bases 1125 to 9446 code for a protein of 2773 amino acids.